This is a messenger RNA of Contarinia nasturtii (swede midge), 271 nucleotides long. Its product is annotated as histone H3, embryonic-like. The annotation marks the transcript as partial. Lineage: Eukaryota; Metazoa; Arthropoda; Insecta; Diptera; Cecidomyiidae. The record is from RefSeq and is a predicted model, not a curated record. Gene Ontology annotation, molecular function: structural constituent of chromatin; protein heterodimerization activity; DNA binding. The transcript has a single exon. Gene Ontology annotation, cellular component: nucleosome.
UUCAGAAAGCAUCGAAAAGUAAUAAGAAGAAGCAAUGGCCCGUACAAAGCAAACCGCACGUAAAUCGACUGGUGGAAAGGCACCACGUAAGCAGUUGGCAACCAAAGCUGCCCGUAAGAGCGCACCAGCCACCGGAGGUGUAAAGAAACCACAUCGUUAUCGUCCAGGAACAGUCGCUCUCCGUGAAAUCCGUCGUUACCAGAAAUCAACUGAAUUGUUGAUCCGCAAAUUGCCAUUCCAACGGUUGGUCCGUGAAAUCGCUCAAGAUUUC